CUCUGCAGAUUUUUUAUAUGCCUUUCUCUUAUCGGGCUCUAUUUUUCUGUCGCCGAAGGUGUUAUUGGGGUUAAUUGGGGGACUAUGGCGAUUCGUCCUUUGCCACCAAAGAUUGUCGUUCAGAUGUUGUUGGAUAAUGGAAUUAAGAAAGUUAAGCUCUUUGAUGCGGCUGAAAACACCAUGAAAGCGCUUGCUGGGAGUAAUAUUGAGGUCAUGAUAGCUAUUCCAAACAAUAUGCUUGCAAUUAUGAACGAUUAUGAUGCUGCAAAGCAUUGGGUUGAUACAAAUAUUUCUCGAUAUAUGUUUGAAGGAGGAGUCAAUAUCAAAUAUGUUGCUGUUGGCAACGAGCCUUUCCUUGCCGCCUAUAAUGGUUCAUUCAUUAAUACCACUUUGCCUGCACUCCAAAACAUUCAGAAUGCCAUUAAUGAAGCUGGCUUUGGAUCGACAAUCAAGGCGACCGUUCCCCUCAAUGCGGAUGUCUACAACUCCCCAGCGUCCAACCCAGUCCCUUCCGCAGGCAGGUUUCGUGCUGAUAUCAGUGACAUCAUGGACCAGAUGGUUCAUUUCUUCAAGCAGAACAAUGCUUCAUUUACUGUAAAUAUCUAUCCUUUCCUGAGCUUGUAUGCUAAUAAGGACUUCCCCUUCGAUUACGCCUUCUUUGAAGGCACCGGCAAACCUGUAGUUGACAAUGGAAUACAGUACACCAAUGUGUUUGAUGCCAAUUUCGAUACCCUCGUCUCAGCUUUGAAGGCAGCUGGAGUGCCUGAUUUACCAAUCAUAAUUGGAGAGGUAGGAUGGCCUACUGAUGGUGACAUAAAUGGCAAUGUUGGUUAUGCAGAAAGGUUCUACAAUGGUCUUCUUCCACGUUUAGCUCGCAAGCAAGGGACACCGCUGCGACCAAAUGCAGAUAUAGAUGUUUAUCUUUUCGGUCUUAUUGAUGAAGAUGCAAAGAGCAUAGAUCCAGGAAAUUUUGAGAGGCAUUGGGGGAUCUUUCGCUUCGAUGGGCAGCCGAAAUUCCCCAUGGAUCUUUCGGGACAACAGCCGCCGAGCAACUUGCUCGUGGAAGCAAAGAAUGUCAAGUACUUGCCACAGAAGUGGUGUGUGUUCAAUCCUGAAGCAGAUAACUUGGAUCAGCUUUCUAAUAACAUAAACUAUGCCUGCACUUUCUCAGAUUGCACUGCACUUGGCUAUGGAUCCUCCUGCAAUGGUUUGGAUACUAAUGGGAAUGCUUCUUAUGCAUUCAAUAUGUACUUCCAGGCACAAGGGCAGAAUGAAUUGAGCUGUGGAUUCCAAGGGCUUGGCAUGGUGACUACUCAGAAUCAGUCUACUGAUAAGUGCAAUUUCUUCAUUCAGAUCGAUUCUCCUGCAAAUUAUCUUACUUCUACGAGGCCAAUUUUUGUGAUGUUUUCGUUGAUUUUACUUGUUUUGGUCAUGUUUUAAAUGAUUUUUUUUAUUCGGGAUUAUUUGAUGGUGGUUAUGCUAU
This is a messenger RNA of Dendrobium catenatum, 1483 nucleotides long. RefSeq names its product glucan endo-1,3-beta-glucosidase 8-like. NCBI's taxonomy places the organism in Eukaryota, Viridiplantae, Streptophyta, Magnoliopsida, Asparagales, Orchidaceae. Gene Ontology annotation, cellular component: plasma membrane. The coding region runs from base 85 to 1440 and encodes 451 amino acids. The record is from RefSeq and is a predicted model, not a curated record. Gene Ontology annotation, molecular function: hydrolase activity, hydrolyzing O-glycosyl compounds. Gene Ontology annotation, biological process: carbohydrate metabolic process. The transcript is spliced from 2 exons.